AUGGGUCCUCGUCCUAUAGUCAGCAUCGAGUAUCGUCUUUGUCCCGAAACGACUCUCCCAGAAGGCCCGAUGGAGGAUACAGCUUCCGCCCCUGCAUGGGUGAGGAAGACCCUUCCCUCCCUCUCUUUGACCAGAAAGGACAUAAGGGUAGAUGGUGAAAAGGUCGUGGCAGUUGGCUGGAGCACCGGUGGCUUCUUGGCCAUGAGUCUCUCUUGGAACGCGGCUGAGUAUAACAUUAGACCUCCAGAGGCUAUUCUUGUUUUUUAUUCCCCUUCCGAUUACGAAGACAUCUUUUGGGCGCAGCCCAACAUCCCGGAGGGGUCAGAGUCGGCCUUCCCCAUCACGGCUGGCUUAGAUAUCAUGACCUUUGAUCAGCCAGUCACAGCAUACAAUCCGCCAACCUCAGCCAAGGCAGUAGGUGGGUGGAUGUCAGUACUGGAUCCACGCUCCCGGCUGGUGUUGUAUAUGAAUCACCAGGGCAAGACGCUUGAAGUUCUCCUGCAUGGUGUUUCUGCAAUCAAUGGAGAUACAAAGGUCUCUGAAGAGGAAGCCUUAGCGGUUUCGCCGUUGGCUCAGGUGCAACGAAAACGGUACAGGACGCCAACCUUCAUCAUCCACCCCCGUUAG
Podospora bellae-mahoneyi is the source of this 627-nucleotide messenger RNA. RefSeq lists its product as uncharacterized. The coding region runs from base 1 to 627 and encodes 208 amino acids. The record is from RefSeq and is a predicted model, not a curated record. Lineage: Eukaryota; Fungi; Ascomycota; Sordariomycetes; Sordariales; Podosporaceae. The transcript has 2 exons. Gene Ontology annotation, molecular function: hydrolase activity.